AUGUUGUGCAAUCUACCAUGUCGAAUUGUUUUGAUUGCUAUGAACACUGUCAGCUUGAUUGUAGGGCUGGCAUUGCUCAUACUUGGAGCCUUGAUGGUUUGGGGUCAAACUGUUAUACAAUCUCUAUUGAAUAAUUUCGUAACCAAUCUAAUUCAUCAAUAUAUUAAAGGAAGCGAUGGUGGACAAAUUAAUGAACUGGUUACAAGAAUACUGACGUCUACUUCUCCAGUUGGUUUAGCAGUCUUUAUACUAGGUGCUGUUUGUACAGGUAUCUCAAUAUUUGGUUAUUGUGGAGCCUGUUGCAAUAUGAAGAUACUACUUUAUAUAUACGCAAUUCUAGUAGGAGCUUUGGCACUUGCUUUUCUGGUUACAUUCAGUGUGUACUUCUCUCGUAAAGAUGAGAUUGGCAACAAAGCAGUUGAAAUGUUCGAGACGAGUGUAAAGAAUUAUCAAUCAAUGGAAGCAAAUACACUGGACAGUCUAGUAGUUGGCUUAAUCUCACCUCCGCUUCAAUGCUGUGGUGUGGAUGGUGGAAGUGACUUUAAAAACUCACCUAAUUUCUGGAAAAAUGACACUUACGGUGGUAAAACAUAUACUAAUAUUGAAUAUCCUGUACCGUGUUGCAAAAUGAAUCAAAAUUAUGCAAUCAGUGAUUCUACAUGUCCAGGUCAAUUUGAUGAUAAUAACAGUAAUUAUAAAAAUGGUUGUAGAGGUCCAUUGAAAGAACUUUUCCUUAAAUAUAUGGAUUAUGUAGCUUAUGGAUUAAUUGGGGCAUUUGUUUUAUUGUUGCUCGUUGUUCUAUUCACAUUUUUAACCAUUUGUAUUGAUGUUAUCUGAAUAAACAAACAAACUAAACCGACAAAAAAACAAAACUAAAUGAAAUGGAAUUCAAUAUUCAAUUGAUUGUUUAAUAAAUCAUUAAAACAUAAUUAAUUGUUUGUCUAUACUCGGUUAAGAAUUAAAUACUCAAAUGAAAUGAUCACUUUUUGUUGGACUUCGCCUUUAUAAAACAAAAUAAAAGUUAAUGCCUUUGCAUAGUUGAUGUAUACAUCUAUGCUUUUAUGAAUGUAUGUCUGUAUGUAUGUAUGUAUGUGUGUGUGUAUGUAUGCAUGUAGUUGACAGGUUCACUUUUCACAUUUCCAAUCUCUUCAUAAGACAUUUUUUAUAACUAUUAUUAUUAUUAUUCAUUGUAUCACUGCUGUUAGUAUCAUCAUCAUCAUCAUCAUUCCUAUUAUAAUGUUAAAUAAUCAACCAUAUUUCAUAGAAUUGAACUGAUAUGGUGAUGAUGAUGAUCAUCAUCAUCAAUCUUGUUUAUUACUUUUCUUUUAAUCUUUCUUUCCAC
Molecule: messenger RNA, 1342 nt
Organism: Schistosoma margrebowiei
Lineage: Eukaryota; Metazoa; Platyhelminthes; Trematoda; Strigeidida; Schistosomatidae
Source: the annotation of a GenBank genome assembly